UAACCCCCAAAUCAAACUCAAAUUCCUUGUUUCAUUUUCCUGUUUUCAUCCUCCCGACCCGGACAUCGUGCGGAACUGACAGCGGUGGAGCGGUGGACUGGGGACGGCUGAGCAGAGGGACUGUUCUAUCCAUUGCUCAUGAGUUGUGUUGUUUGCUUGCUACUUAGGAGUUUGAAUCCUUGGUAAUAUGCUGAAGCUCGUGUCCCGUGAGUUAUGCGCAUAUGGAGGUGACAAGAUUAAACCUCUUUUCUAUGCACAAAUGAAUGCUUUUCUUCAUAGUGGCCAGACCCGGUACGCACCAAGAAGCUUUUUCGGAGUAGAGGAUUUCCUGGAUGAUGACAAUAGCCGGCCAUACACAUACCAAAAGGGGAAGAAGUCUAAGAACCCACACAAGCAUGUUUCAUUCAAGCAACGAACUAGGCCUUUCAUGGAACCCUUCACGCUCGACGUCUUCAUUUCAAAGCGCUUUGUUUCAGCCUCGAUUACCCAUAGAGUUACGUGCAAGCAGGUAGCGGUUGCUGGUACGAAUUCCAAGGACAUCAAGGCGAUGCUCAAAUCACGAAGCGAUAUACCUGCGUGUUUGGCUGUGGGACAGAUUUUGGGCGAUAGAGCAAGGGAGGCUGAUGUAUACACUGCUGCUUAUACUCCCAGAGAUAGAGACAAGUUUGAAGGGAAAAUCAGAGCAGUAGUUCAGUCCCUCAUUGAUAGUGGCAUAGAUAUUAAAGUGUAUCUAGACUGAGGAGAGGAGAGGAGGGAGUUGUUUUAGCCUCCCCAUAUAAUUACUUUUGUGAAACGACCAUCUUGUUGAGAGAGGAAUGACAAUCUCAAGAAAAUUUUAGGGUGCGUUUGGUUCGCACAUGGGAAUCGGAAUCGGAAUGGGUAUCAAAUACUUGGUAA
Molecule: messenger RNA, 897 nt
Organism: Ipomoea triloba (trilobed morning glory)
Lineage: Eukaryota; Viridiplantae; Streptophyta; Magnoliopsida; Solanales; Convolvulaceae
Exons: 3
Coding region: 188-739 (183 amino acids)
Biological process (GO): translation
Cellular component (GO): ribosome
Molecular function (GO): 5S rRNA binding; structural constituent of ribosome
Source: RefSeq, a predicted model, not a curated record